Sphaerodactylus townsendi is the source of this 1272-nucleotide messenger RNA. RefSeq names its product FA core complex associated protein 24 (gene FAAP24). Gene Ontology annotation, molecular function: chromatin binding. The coding region runs from base 152 to 853 and encodes 233 amino acids. Gene Ontology annotation, biological process: interstrand cross-link repair. The record is from RefSeq and is a predicted model, not a curated record. The transcript is spliced from 5 exons. Gene Ontology annotation, cellular component: Fanconi anaemia nuclear complex. NCBI's taxonomy places the organism in Eukaryota, Metazoa, Chordata, Lepidosauria, Squamata, Sphaerodactylidae.
GCCCCUUCCCUGGCCGCUCUAAAAUGUCGGUGCUGAUUGGUUGGCGAGAGCCUCCUUCUUGUUGGACGCGCUAAAGUUCUUGCGAGGGGAUGACGAGUAGAGUUUCGUUAAUAUUACAAUUUGCUUUAGCUGAGGACAGAAUAAUGCCUGUAUGUGUAAUGUUUUCCUUGCACAAUACAAAGCUGAUAAAGAAAACUUAGUGAUGGAAAAUGCAACCACUCCUGUCCGAGCAGGAGCUGUAAAUGUGCCUUUCGGUCAUGUAAUUGGCAACGAGAAGUGGAAAGGAUCGCAGAUUGUUCAGGGAAUUCAAGGGAAAGUUAAGCUAAUUUUGGAAGAUGGCUUAGGAGUUGUGGACUUUCAUCUUUCAAACAGAACUUGUGUACUUUAUAUUUCUGAAGCUGACCUGGUGGCAGGAAAUGGCUUCAAACGACGACUUGUUCGCUUUAGAAAUGCCAGCAGUCUUCAAGGAAUUGUAAUAGUUGAGAAAACUCCAAUAAGCGAUCAGUAUUUCCCGGCAGUGCAGAAAUUUGUUGUCUUGGAACUUGGAAUGGCAUUACUUCCAGUGGCCAAUCAGGGAGAAGCAGCACAGCUUAUUAUCCAGCUAGUGCAGGAGCAAGCCAAAGAUCGAGCCAGCAAUCCAUUCCUUCAUAAGAAGGGACCUCAGCUCUUGGAGGCUUCUGUAUUCCAGACCGUUCAGCAGAUUCCAGGGGUUGGGAAAACGAAAGCUUUGCUGCUUCUGGAACAAUUUGGAAACAUCCACCAGCUUUGUAACGCAUCCCUUCAAGAGCUUGAGCAGGUAGUUGGAUGUGCAGCAGCACAACAAAUCCAUACAUUCUUUAGGCAAAGUAACUAAUGUCAUCUUGUUGGCAUGAAACAUGAACAUCUUCGGAAGAAACAGUUCACUCUUGUAAAUAAAGCUAUUUAAUAGAUGCCUGAAGGAUAUGUAGCUGGAUUUCGCUUUUCCCAAUAGAAGAUCUUAAUGACAAAUGUAUCUGGACAUGCUGUACCAGAAAUGGACCGUAUCACAGCCCUUCAUGGAUGACACCAAAGUAUAUAUGCACCUUGGGCCAAGAGCAGCCACAUCAUGACAUUCCUUUUGUUUCGUCAUGUUGCUUUCUGUCAUGGGAAUAUUAAAUUUGAAUUUCAGUGAGUUUUCAAUAGGAAUAGCCAAAACUGGUGCCUGUUAAGAGCUCCAACCGUCAGGUCCUAAUGUGAACUGGGUAUAAAUCCUGCUCUUUGUCUGCUUUAGAAUAAAACGCUAUCUGAUCCCCA